AUGCCUGCUACCGUUCUUGGUAAGCGGACGAGGGCAUGCGAGGAUUCAGCAGCACCACGCUCUCCCGUCCUCACUCGCGCGAAACGGCGCGCGAUCACUGUCUGUGUGGACAAUGACGAGAACGAGAACCCUUUCGUCGUCCCGACAAAGGCUGGAGAUACCGCCCAGGAUGGCGACCGCAUGGAAGUGGACAAAUCGCCUGCGAAAAGUAAACUGUCUGGCAAGAGAAUAGCAUCCAGCAUUACACCUGCGAAACAUGGAGCUUUCCAGAGCAGACUCGCAUUAUCAUCCUCAAAAAUCGACGCGUACUUCAAGACCACCAAGACCGUAUCUGCUCUCGACACAAAAUCAGCACAGACAGCAACACCCCAGACUCCCCGGCAUCGUGAUGCGCUGUCAAAGAAAGUCCCCGUCACGCCAUCACAUCGCGUCAGGGUUGCUGGAACGCCAUUGACGCCUCGAACCCCUCGCACUCCGAUAACGCCUCGCGUCUCCGUAGCUACGGUGUAUAAUGAGGCGCGUCAGCUUUUCAACAAGGGCGCUAGAGCUGGUCGUUUAGUCGGUCGAGACAAUGAGAGGCAGGAACUCAAUACCUUCGUAUCUAGCCGCAUCGAGUCCAAAUCGUCCGGAUGCAUCUAUAUCUCAGGGCCUCCAGGAACGGGGAAAAGCGCGCUCAUCACCGAGAUCAGCAGCAACAUUACCAAGGACAGCUCCGCCAAGCGAGCAUACAUCAAUUGCAUGGCCGCCAAAAGCGCGGAAGACAUUUACGGGAAGCUCUUGGAAGAUCUUAGCGAAGACAUUGAGAAUCUAGAAGGCUCGGCAAUGGAGAUCCUAGAAGACUAUUUCACCAAACGCGAAGUUGCGUAUCUCGUCACCCUUGACGAAGUGGACCACUUGCUAGAACUGGACGUCGAACUCCUCUACAACCUCUUCGAGUGGUCUCUCUCGCCUUCAUCCAGCCUUAUCCUUAUCGGCAUAGCCAACGCCCUCGACCUUACCGACCGAUUCCUUCCACGCCUCAAGGCGCGUGGUCUGAAGCCUGAGCUCCUGCCAUUCAUGCCAUACACCGCCAACGAGAUGGCCUCUAUUGUCACAUCGAAGCUUAAAUCACUCGUGCCGGCCAACACCGCAGCGCCGGCCGGUUACGUCCCUUUCAUCCACCCCACGGCCAUUCAGUUUCUUUCCAAGAAGAUCUCCUCCCAAGCCGGCGAUCUCCGCAAAGCCUUCGACAUCUGCCGUCGCGCCAUCGACGCCAUCGAGUCCGAGACCCGAGAUCAGCACCUUAAGAGAGCCGUGGAGCAGACGCCCACACCCACACCAUCCCCCACGAAGACACCUCUCGUCGAAAACAUGAAUCUCUCCUCCCCGCCAGCCACCCGCUCACCUUUCAAAACCGUCACCCGCCAAAAGGAGCUCGUCGCGUCAUCCCUUACAACGCUAACGAUCGAGACCGCACCCCGCGCCACAAUCACCCACAUCGCACGCAUCACAUCCGCCGUCUUCAGCAACGGUACAACCCAGCGCCUCUCAGCACUCAACCUUCAGCAGAAAGCCGCUCUCUGUGCGCUCUGCACCCUUGAAAAGCGCAACAAGCGUGCGGCAUCCCUGAUAGACGCGAACGCGAUGCCCAGCACGCCUUCCAAACGAGCAACCGCCGCGGCAGCGCCGACGGUGAAGGCAUUAUACGAGGCCUACGCGUCCCUCUGCACACGCGAGAAUCUACUGCAUCCGCUCACGGCAACGGAGUUCAGAGACGUGGUUGGAAGCCUUGAGACGCUGAGUUUGGUGUCGGCGGUAGAGGGGACGGGGAGGAAUGGGAGCUUUGUUGUGCCCGCUACGCCCAGUAGGAGGGGAAGGGGAGGGUUUGGGGGCAAAGUGGUUGAGGAAAAGAGAGUCGCGAGCUGCGUGGGAGAGAAGGAGUUGAUGGAAAGCUUAAAGGGAGUUGGGAGUGGGAUCUUGAGUGCGAUGAUUGAGGGGAACGGGUCGGCUUGA
Molecule: messenger RNA, 1992 nt
Organism: Coniosporium apollinis CBS 100218
Lineage: Eukaryota; Fungi; Ascomycota; Dothideomycetes
Exons: 2
Coding region: 1-1992 (663 amino acids)
Biological process (GO): cell division; mitotic DNA replication checkpoint signaling; DNA replication initiation
Cellular component (GO): nucleus
Molecular function (GO): ATP hydrolysis activity; DNA replication origin binding
Source: RefSeq, a predicted model, not a curated record